AUGGAUCACGAUUGGUACACGGCAGAUCAUCAUGAGGCCAACGCAGAGUUUUUGGGGUACCAGGCCAUCGCAAUUUGGAGAUUUAGCACAGUGGAGCGGGCUAAACGGCCUGAGAGGGCUCCUCAUAUUUUCUCGACGCCAGGUGCAACGCUCCCCACAAGCCCCGUUUUGACAGUGUCUUGCUGGAUUUGGUUGGAUGGCACGUACCCCCACGCGCGCACAACAGAGUUUGGCUUCCACACUACCCUGAUCAAAACCGAUCUUUGCCCGAAGGAGCCAGAUCUGGGAUGUGUUCUGGCCGAGAUGUUGCGGCUUCCUCCGGAUAUUCGGCAGGCAAGAACAAGCGAGUAA
Penicillium maclennaniae is the source of this 351-nucleotide messenger RNA. RefSeq lists its product as uncharacterized. Lineage: Eukaryota; Fungi; Ascomycota; Eurotiomycetes; Eurotiales; Aspergillaceae. The transcript has 2 exons. The record is from RefSeq and is a predicted model, not a curated record. Bases 1 to 351 code for a protein of 116 amino acids.